ACUAAAUAAAAUAGAAGAAGAAGACAAAAAUUCAAAUUUUAACCUUAAUUAAUCAAUGUAAACAAAUUUUAAUCUGAUUUUAGAUUUUUGAAAUUUUAUUUUAUAUUUUUAUCAUGAUUUUAUAUUUUAAAAAGAACUAAAUGAAUUGAAUAUAUUGAAAUAUUGCUGGCUAAUAUACAAUAGGUAUUAUUCAAGAAAUGCAAUGAGUUCACAAAGUAAUAGUAUUCCACAUUCUAUUUCUGCCUUACCUCAGGCAAUAAGAAUUGUUAAUUUAGACUCAUAUAUGGCUAGUCCCAUUCCAGGAUUAGAUGUAGUAUACUCAGAAUUUAGAGGAUAUCUUGUUAAUCAAGUACCUGUUUUAAGAUUAUUUGGAUCUAUCCCCACAGGUGAAAAAAUUUGUGUACAUAUUCAUGGAGUCUUUCCCUACAUUUAUAUUCCUCAUGAUGGUUCCCAAGAUGCAAAUAGUUUAAUGUAUAAAAUAGCAGCUUCUAUUGAUAAGGCAGUCAACAUAACAUUAAAUCAAGCUAAUUCAACAAUGCAACAUGUUUACAAAAUUUCUUUAGUAUCAGGAAUACCAAUGUAUGGAUACCAUUCAAAAGAACAUCAGUUUUUCAAAAUUUAUCUGUACAAUCCGUUGCUCGUAAGAAAAGUUACCAGUUUGGUAAUGAAUCAAAGUACACUGGGCAAUAUAUAUCAAGCCCACGAAGCCCACCUAAAUUUUACUUUACAAUUUAUGAUGGAUUAUAAUUUGCAUGGUAUGAGUAACAUGAAUCUUUCCAAAUUAAAGUACAGACGAGGGCUUGAUGCAAACAGUGAUCAAGUUGUUAUUAGUCCGGAGUUAUAUCUUUCAGAAAGUGUGAAAAGAAUAACUGUUUGUGAAUUAGAAGGUGAUUGUUUUGCGGAAGAUAUACUAAAUAGAUUAGAAAUAGCGUCUGGUAAAAUAGCAGCAAAUCCUGGAAUAUCAGCCAUAUGGGAAGAUGAAAAACAAAGACGUCGAAAUAACGGAAUGAGUUCACAAAUAGACCAUUUAUUGGAAUUGCAACAUGUUAAUCUUCCACCAACCAAAUCCCAUUUAAUAUACAAACAAGCUUUAGGAGACAGAUUAGCUGUAUUUUCUUCAGAAAAAAAUGUAGUGGAUAAGCUAAAUGCUUCAGUAUAUCCUGCGGAAACUCAAAGUUCCAGUAAUAUUAAAAGUGCAUCAAUGGUGGAAUCUCAAACACCGUCUAGCUUAGAAGACACAUCUAUAUCUUCUUCUAGUGGUUUAGAUGACACGCUGGUACCUAAAGAUACGACCAUGUUAAACGUAAGUCUAGAUGAAGAAGCUCAACAGCUAUAUAAUGUUUUAAAUCAACUAGGACCAGAAAGUUCUAUGAAAGAUAAAAGUGCGUCAGUGAUCGAAUCGCAGAUACCCUUUUGUUUAAGUGAGACCUCUGUAUCUUCUAAUGAUUUAGAUGAGACAAUAAUACCUAAAGAUCCAACCAAAUUAAACAUAAGUCUAGACGAGGAAGCUAACGAACUAUAUAAGGUUUUAAAUGAAUUAGGUGAAAAUGUUAAAGAAUUGGAAGAUGAUUCCAUUUUAACUCCAGUAUCUCACAAAAAUGAAGACGAUGAGGAUGAAAAUGAAUUAGAUUUUAGUUUAUCUUUGGAAUGUGCCACAACUCCUAUAAAAGUUAUACCAGAAAAACGGGAAAGCGAAGGAAGUGAUGAUGAUUUGUGGAAUACCACACUCGUUCCACAAUUAGACGGUGGAUACGAUGGAGAAGAUGAUCCAGACGAAUGUACCGCGAGUAAACCUCACUCCCUACACUUUAGAAAAGAUAGUUUAGUUUUGGAUGAAGUCAAGUGCCUUAAAAGCCGUAAAGUGGUUGAUGGUGUUUUCUAUAACGACUGUGAUAAAAAUGUUAUUGGAAAUACUUGUGAUAUAGGAGGAGAACAGGAUUUAAACCCUGGAAUUAAAAGUCAAACUUUUCCAGAUAUCAAGAAUAGACGAAAACGAAGAUAUUCAUGUAUUUCGAACAAGCAUGUGGAUCUUCCUUAUUUUCUAGAUGGAAAUUACGACAGUGAGUCUUCAGAAGAAGAAAAAGAGAAAUCUAUAUCUGAUCGAAGAAGUAAAACACCUAAAAUACAUUCUAGGUAUAAAGCAUUACCAAUAUCUGUUCAAAAAUCCCCAAAAUCUGUAAUAAAAAGUUCUAAAUUAGCUAUCCAUAAACCGGAAAUAAAAAUAGAAAAGGAUCAAAAGACACCUCGUUCAAUAUCUAAAAGAAGACAAAGGUCAGCAUCAGAUAUUACUGUAAAACGCCAACUAUUUGAUCAGGAAUCAACAUUGGAUCUACAUUCAACAAUUGUUGAAGAAAAACUAGUUUGUACCUACUUAAAAAACGAAAAUGUUUCAACAAAAAAUAUUCCAACUCCUGUAGAAGAGAACUCUACAAAAGAUUCAAUUCAUGACGACUCUAGUAAGGAUUCUACUUCAAAUUCGAGUACAAUUUUCAGUACAGAUAAUGAUGAACACGAGAAAUCUUUUUUCAAUACAGAAAUAAAGAACAUGCCAAAAUUAAUACCUUCUGAAAUAUAUGAUAGAGAAACAAAUUUCGUUGCUAGGGAAGGAUGUUCAAAGUAUUUAACGCCAUAUUCUUCUCAAAAAUGUUCUCAAGAAAAAUAUAAUUCCUCAGGAAGCUCCAGUUCUGAUUUGUUAACACCAUAUCAACAGAUUCAGAAACAUUCAUAUAAUUUAAAUACUAUAAUUGAAGAAGAUGCACUAAAACCGGAAAUUAACAUGGAAUCUACACCAGAAAAUAGUAAAUUAAAUAUCGAAACAGAGGAAAAAACUUUGCUAAAUAAUUCUGAAAUAGUAUUGAUUACUCCAAAAAUUAGACCACCUAAUAAAACUGAGGUUUUUAAUUCCUUAGAUUUGUACAAAAUUCCUCAUGUCAAGACUGAUGAACCGUUUUACAGUAAUGCCGAAGAUGUAACAGCAAGUGUGGAAGUUGGAUUUAAUGUAUUAAAGGUUAACAGUAAGGCUGCUAUUCACUUACCGGAAUUUGAAACAGCAACUGAUAGUUUAAAUAUCCUUAGGAAGUGUGAACUAGAACAAUUACCGUCCAAUGUAAAGUUAAAUAAAGCAAAUAUGAAUAGUGUGAUACUUAGUCAUUGUAAAAAUACGCAUUGUGUAAUAACACCAGUCCAGAAACCGCCCAGUUUAAAAUUCAUUAAGGAUUGGAUCGAACAAAAGUCUAAACAGUCUUGUGUAACAGAAAAUCGCAAGCAAAAAGUUAAGAUUUAUGUACCGUUAAGCCCUGGAGCAAAUAGUGACAACGAAAUGGAUUUAACAUUGACUUUAUCUCCUGUAACGCCGAAAAAUUCAACAUCUAGUCAAAGUAGUGCAAGUAGCACCCUCAAAUCGUCAAAACCUUCAGAUAAAACUAGUCCUACAUUUAGAGAAAAUUACAAAAAGAGAAGGAAAGAAAUUAGAAAUCGGGUUCUUACAAGAUCCGUCAGAAAGUCUUUGUCACUGACCGAGGAAACAUCGGUAAAUUAUUCAGGUCAAAUAACGGGUAUCAAUGUAGAUAACAGUAUAAAUAAUUCGGCACAAAAUUUGCAAAAUGCAAGAGCAGUAAUCGAACACCAAAACCUGACGGUGAUGGUUAUGGAAUUGCAUAUUCGUACUAGAGGUGAUUACAAACCAGAUCCAGCUUAUGACUCUAUAAGAGCCAUAUUUUAUUCAAUAUUACACGACAUACCUGAGCCUAGACUAAAGGAACGCCAAUGUAAAGGCAUCGUUGCUAUUAACAACAUUAUAACAAGUCCUACGAGUAGUAAAAUACCAGUUUUAGAUGGUGUAGGUUAUAACUGUGCCUUAACGUAUGUAGAUUCAGAAGAAAAUUUAAUAAAAGAAUUUUUAAAAAUAAUUGAAUAUUGGGACCCGGAUAUCUUUGCGGGCUACGAAUUAGAAUUGUUGUCCUGGGGUUAUCUAAUUGAAAGAGGAUAUACGCUAAAUAUGAACCUUAAACCGGUUUUGGGCAGAACAAGAGAUAAUUAUACAAAACCAAGACACGAUGAAUAUGAACAGUCUGAACUUCGAUUGAUAGGAAGAAUUGUUUUAGACGUUUGGAGACUUAUGAGAUACGAAAUUGCUUUACAAAGUUAUACUUUCGAAUCUAUAUCUUACCAUAUUCUACACAAAAGAUUUCCUUACUAUUCCUUCAAAGACCUAUCUUUUUGGUGGGAGCACAGGACGCAGUUAUAUAGACAUAAAACUGUGAAGUAUUAUUUAACAAAGGUGGUUAUGAUUUUGGAGUUGUUCGAUAAAUUGGAUUUUUUGGGAAGAACAAGUGAAUUGGCAAGGUUAUUUGGCAUACAGUUUUAUGAAGUUUUAUCCAGAGGUAGCCAAUUUCGAGUUGAGUCUAUGAUGCUAAGACUGGCAAAACCCUUAAAUUUUAUAGCAGUAUCUCCCAGUGUGCAACAAAGGGCACAUAUGAAAGCUCCAGAGUAUAUAGCGUUGGUUAUGGAACCCGAAUCAAAACUUUAUACUGAUCCAGUAAUAGUUUUGGAUUUCCAAAGCCUUUAUCCAUCAAUAAUUAUUGCUUAUAAUUACUGUUUUACUACAUGUCUAGGGCGAGUGGAGAGUCUUGGGAAAAGUGGACCUUUUACGUUUGGUGCUACACAGUUAAAAGUUUCUCGAAGUCGUUUAAAAAAACUACUAGAAAGGAACCAAAUAAAUUUUUCACCCUGUGGAGCAGCAUUUGUUAAAAAAGAAGUAAGAGACGGUGUUAUGCCAAGAAUGUUGCGUGAAAUAUUAGAUACCAGGUUAAUGGUAAAGAAUGCGAUGAAAGAGAACAAAGAAGAUAAAAUUUUACAGAAGGUUCUGCAUAAUCGUCAGCUAGGGUUAAAGCUGAUUGCUAACGUUACUUACGGGUACACUGCUGCCAACUUUAGCGGAAGAAUGCCUGCUGUAGAACUUGGAGACAGCGUAGUCAGUAAAGGUAGAGAGACACUACAACGAGCGAUAGAAAUGGUAGAAAGCACCACAGAAUGGGGCGCACGAGUUGUUUAUGGAGAUACUGAUUCUUUAUUUGUUAUGGUACCCGGAAGGACGAAGGAGCAUGCUUUCGAAAUUGGAAAAAAGAUCGCAGAUGCUGUCACUAACGAUAAUCCAGAUCCAAUAAAAUUAAAGCUGGAAAAAGUAUACCAGCCUUGUAUAUUGCAGACAAAGAAACGCUAUGUUGGUUAUAUGUAUGAAAGUCCUGAUCAGAAAGAACCUGAGUAUCAAGCAAAAGGUAUUGAAACGGUUAGACGAGAUGGUUGUCCUGCUGUUAGUAAGAUGUUAGAAAAAUGCUUACGAAUUCUUUUUGAAACCAAAGACGUCAGCUUGGUGAAAAACUACGUUUUAAAACAAUUUAACAAAAUAAUCGCUGGUAGAGUGAGUAUACAGGAUUUAACGUUUGCCAAAGAAUAUAGAGGAGCUGCCGGAUAUCGAUCUGGAGCUUGCGUUCCUGCUUUAGAACUAACUCGAAAAUGGACUGCUGUAGAUAGGAGAAACGAACCCAGAAGCGGAGAGCGUGUACCUUACGUAAUAAUCAACGGACCUCCAGGACUACCUUUAAUACGUUUAGUACGAAGCUCUAGAGAUCUAAUCAACGAUAUUUCUUUAAAACCCAAUGCACAAUAUUAUAUUACAAGGGUUAUAAUACCAGCUAUCAAUAGGUGUUUUAAUUUACUUGGUGUAGACCUUAAUAUUUGGUUUAAUCAAAUGCCGCGAAAAAAGACUCAGUAUUUACCUGGUUCUACUACACCAAAGAAAAAAAGUACUAUAUCACAGUAUUUUUCUACAUCUAACUGCGUUUCAUGUGAAGAACAGACACAAACUGGUAUAUGUGAACAGUGUCAGGCUCGACCGCAAACUACAAUGGUCACUCUUAUGGAAAAAAUGAGAAAUUGGGAAAAGAACUCCCAAAAUAUUCUAAUGGUUUGCCAAAGUUGUACAUCAUCCCCAAUGGAAGUCAAGUGCAUAUCAUUAGAUUGUCCUGUUUAUUACAGAAGAAUUCAAACAAGUAGAGAUGAACAGCAAACGACUUAUAUACGACAAUUAUUAGCUUCUAUUGAAUUUUGAUUAACGUUAAUCAAAUUUAGAUAUAUAAUAAUAGGGAAAAUUCUGCGUAAAAUGUUAAAAGAUAUAUUUUGGUUGUAGGUAGAUAACUUUGUAAUAUUCCUUUAUUUUUAUUUAAUACUUACAUUAUACAAUAUCAACAAGUAUACAUUUAACCAAUCUACGAAUUAUUUUUAAAAAAUUUGUAGAGAUGUGUAAUACUAUGUUGAACGGCACUUUAGUGUUAACAUUUUAGUGUAUCAAACUUAUUGUACGUUUAAACCGUUUCAACAUAGCAUUACAUCUGAAAAUAUUUUGUUACAGCAGAAGCACAGAUUACGUAAACAUACAUUAGUCAUAUAUCAAUCUUUAUCAUCUUGUUUGUGUCUGUCAAUUUGUCACUUCACCCUUACAUUUUCGAUUAAUAGUAAUAAAUUACAAUAUUAUAAUUUUAAAGUCUGAUCAUCCCUGACCGCUGACUAUUUAGCAAGCUCCAGUUAGAGUAGAGCAGGGUGCAUACUGAGCGUUGACAACGUCCAGAAAGAAGUCUAUCUUUUCUGGCAGAACCAAUGCCCCUACGAGUCCGUCUCCAGAUGAGGGUUGUACGCUAGCGAACGCAGGUAGAAAUAAGUUUCCACCUCGUAAGUGGGACAAGUUAUCGCCGAAGAUACUAGUCCUCUACCAGUCGUCUCCAAAGUGAGCACGUCCAGCUUGGGGUUAGACGUACAUGAGCUGACGGAUGUCCCACAGAGAUUAUGUAGAAUGAGUGUAGAGUGGUCUCACGAGAAAAGUAAAAUCAUAUUUUUAUCACCAGGUUGCGCUAAAUGUGUACAACUUACUUGUUAUAGCAAGUUAUAGCACUACAACAGUGUACAGUACAGUACGUGCAGUACAGUGUUGAUGGAGUUCUAAUAUUUCCUGAAAAAAAAAAAAUAUAAAUCUUUCCAAAUAUUGCGUAUUCGUUCCAAAUCAUUAACCAAAAUUUUCAGAAGAUUGAUAGUUAAUCAUUUUUUAUGAUUUGGAUUUUGUUUCGAUGGAAACUCAAGGUAUACUAUAAAAAACCCAAAAAUAUAUUUCUAUAUUUACGUAAUUUACUGUAAUUAAUAUUUUUGAUUUUAAAAAAAUCAUUCCUUAGGCUUUUUACAUACAAUUUUUAUUUGAUAUUUUAUUUAUAUAAAGAUAGGCUUACUUAAGAUAUUUAAAAUUAUAUACAUAAAUCAAUGAAAGUAUUUUUUUACAAUCAAUAUACAUAAGAAAUGUUUUAUAUUGUUUAUAACAUUAAUAAUAUUUAUUAAUA
Diabrotica balteata is the source of this 7382-nucleotide messenger RNA. The record is from the annotation of a GenBank genome assembly. NCBI's taxonomy places the organism in Eukaryota, Metazoa, Arthropoda, Insecta, Coleoptera, Chrysomelidae.